AUGAGUUCAACUUCUUAUGGAAAAUGCGAAACAGUAAAAAUUGUGGACACAAAGUCCAUAAGUUAUCAAUGGCCUCUUUUGGUUUUUUAUUUUCUUUUUGUAACUGUGACUCCAGUAUACAUUCUAAUUUUAAUAUGUAUUUUGAGAGCUAGAAGGAGUUCAGUUACUUUCAAAACGACAUUUUAUGUGAUAUUGAUUCAGCAUAGUAUAGCUGACAUAUUCGCUUUGUCGUUUUAUUUCUUUCAAGCAUCAUCACAAAUUAUCAUGCCAAAUUUUUUAUUUAAAUAUCAACAUUUCCGUAUUGCAGCAGUAUACUACAACGGUUUUUAUUGGUGUUUUGUGAUUCGAUGUAAUGGAAUUGCACUAAUGACAAUUCAGAGAUAUUUGUCAAUUGUUAAGUCAAUUAGUAAUAUUACUCGGUUCAUGCAUAAUUUGAAACCUUGGAAAAUUUCUGUGAUCUAUUGGAUACCUCCAUUGUUUAUCAGUGCCGUUUUAUUCUCAAAUCCUGAAAUUAGAUUUGAUACCCCUGAAAGAAUGAUUUUAGUUAUGGAUCCAAGUUAUAUCAGUUGUACGACGAGAACCUUAAGUGUUUUUGUAUCAAUAUCAUGUGUAAUUUGCAUAGUUAUUUAUGGAUUAAUUGUGAAAUUUAUCAGAGAAAAUAGCCAAUCAGCAACAAAAACUUUCCGAAGAGAAAUCCGAUUAGCCUGCCAAGUAUCUCUAUCAUUUGCCGCUCAGCUAAUCUCAAUGAUUUAUUUAUUUUCCUCAUUUAUUUUUGCUGAAACUGGUAACACUGCACAAAUUGUGAACUUAAGACGAUUUUUACCACUUGCCUAUGGAACUAUCUCUUUCAUUGGCCCAUUUACAAUACUAAUUUUUAACAAAGACGUCUUGAAAAGCUUAAAAAUGCUGUUCCUCGGAAAGAAAUUGGUAAGUGGGAUACAAUAA
Messenger RNA from Caenorhabditis elegans, 945 nucleotides. It is a transcript of the gene srv-22, whose product is annotated as G-protein coupled receptors family 1 profile domain-containing protein. Gene Ontology annotation, cellular component: membrane. The transcript has 8 exons. Gene Ontology annotation, biological process: signal transduction; G protein-coupled receptor signaling pathway. Gene Ontology annotation, molecular function: G protein-coupled receptor activity. Bases 1 to 945 code for a protein of 314 amino acids. Lineage: Eukaryota; Metazoa; Nematoda; Chromadorea; Rhabditida; Rhabditidae. The record is from RefSeq and is marked reviewed.